Molecule: messenger RNA, 1097 nt
Organism: Xiphias gladius (swordfish)
Lineage: Eukaryota; Metazoa; Chordata; Actinopteri; Istiophoriformes; Xiphiidae
Gene: thap4
Product: THAP domain containing 4
Exons: 5
Coding region: 109-615 (168 amino acids)
Source: RefSeq, a predicted model, not a curated record
UUCUAUAUAAGCACGUCACACUAGAUCAAGACUGUCGCAGUCUAACUACAUUAGUAGCAUUUAAUAUAGUACCUCUGACUUAUUGCUUGACCGCAGUUCACAUUAUCAAUGGCGUGUCCUGCAAAUCACACAGAGUUGAACCCAGCCCUCCUCCCUCUAGACUGGCUUCUGGGUACCUGGGAGUCAGAUGAGCCUGGGGAGGGCUGCUUUCCCACCAUAAACCCUUUCCGCUACACAGAGACACUGCACUUCAGUCAUGUGGGACAACCAGUUAUCAGUUUCAUGUUCAACGCCUUCCAUGCAGAGUCUAAAAAGCCUCUGCACAGGGAGUGUGGCUUCAUUCGAGUGCAGCCGGGAACCAAUAGAGUGGCGUUUAUCAUCGCACAAAACUCAGGUCUGGUGGAGAUUGAGGAGGGGGAGCUGACGGGGCAGCAGCUGAACCUGCGGACCCACGCUCUGGCUAGAAUUUCUUUUGCCAAGGAGCCGCAUGUACAGCAGAUUUCCAGAGUGUUUCAGCUCCGACCAGAUGGGAGGCUGGAGCAGACAGUUUCCAUGGCAACAGACAACCAUCCACUGAUGCAGCACUUGCACAUCACCUACCGUCGGUCAUCUUGACCGAACAAUUAGGCAGGCUUCUUAAACAUGGAAAUACCUUAGUCUGGCAUGUUGCUUAAACAAAAGGCCCGAUCCGUAAUCACAGUUGGGUCAGAAAACCAUAUAAACAACUCCAGUUAUACAAUGAUAUCAUUUUAUAAUAUGGUACGUGGAAUGUGGUAAAGGAGUUAUGGUGUCAGAUCAGCGUACCUGUUAAAUUAAAAUAAUUUAAGGAAAACCGUUAAUUAUAGAUAUUACAUAAUAUACAGGAAUAACAGGGCAUUGUUAGGCACUACAGUGCCUGAGGGUUAAAGUUACUGUGAAAUUCAAAAAUAAUCAAAAUAAAUGAAGGUUUAAUAAUGCAUUUCCAUUAAGUUGUUAUACUCAAUGGCCUCACUUGUGAAGCAUUAUACUUGGAAUGUGUGCUCAAGUAAUGUUGAUGUUUAUUGUCCAGAUGUUUGAUCUUUGAGUUGUAAAGCUUAUAAAGCACUGAUGAAAUAUUA